Molecule: messenger RNA, 1601 nt
Organism: Papaver somniferum (opium poppy)
Lineage: Eukaryota; Viridiplantae; Streptophyta; Magnoliopsida; Ranunculales; Papaveraceae
Exons: 9
Coding region: 351-1022 (223 amino acids)
Biological process (GO): protein ubiquitination
Cellular component (GO): nucleus
Molecular function (GO): ubiquitin protein ligase activity; protein binding
Source: RefSeq, a predicted model, not a curated record
UCAUUUAUUGGUCGAGGAGUGUAUCUAAUUUGAUUGGCUGGGCAGCUUGUCUUAGUUAUGGACAGAAGCUCGAUUGAGCUUGUCUUAGUUGUGGCAGAAGCUUAAUGGGUGGUUUUGUAUCUUACAUAGCUUCUUCAACUAUUUUCUUUGAUAUACAACACAUCUUUGUUUUUUUUCAUUUAUAUAAAUUUACAUUGCGCUUGGAUUUCAGGAGAGCCAGAGGAUUUGGCAAGGGAGCGUGUUCUUUGUCAGAGUUGGAUGAAUUGGUUUCCUUACUGGAAUAUGAAACACCGGACUGUACUUCUAACAUUGCUUUUAGAGUGUGCUUGGUGCAUAUUCAGGUCUGAUGCAUGUUAGUUUCCAUAUCUACAGUCGACUCUCUUUACCUUCUACUUAGGGAGACGUCAUUUUCUCUUAAAUUGAAGUUUGUGGAAGCUGUUCUUUGCUUACAAGCAGGACCUAAGUACCCUGAGGAGCCACCACAAAUCGACAUUAAGGAGUCAAAGGGUCUUGAUGAGGAACGGAAAGUACGUUUGUUAAAUAUCUUAAUGGAGAAAUCCCAAGAACUGUGUUCAAGUCUCAUGCUUGUAGCACUUUGUGAGGAAGCAGUGGAGGCUCUAACAAACAUGAACCAUCCUGAUGGGGAUUGCCCUUUAUGCUUGAAUACUCUACGUAAAGAUGAUACAGAAGGCGAUUUCCUGCCAUUUAUGAAUGAAUGCAUUAUUAGGUGGUGGAAGUGGCUCCAGGAGCAGAAGGAAACAAAUCUGAAUGCUUCAAAUGUCUCUUCUUCACAAUCUAGAAAAUUAGAGAGCUCAGAUUCACAUGGAACAGUUAACCCGAAUCCUGGACUCUGUCCUGUCUGCCACGUGGUAUUUCAAACAAAGGACAUCAAACAUGUCCUUGAUUUGGUUGGAACCAAUUUAUCUCAAACGAAAUUACUGGGCCUGAAAUUGAGGAUGAAAAGGAGGUCUUGCAAUCUGAAGCUGAAAAUGCCAGAAGAAAGAAAUUUGAAGCCGUGUUGAAGUUACAAGAAGAGAAUAGUGCCAUUGAACCAAAGAAAAACGAAGUAUUACAGCCAGGAAUGUUUCUUCCAGAACCACCUGUGGUGCAACCUCAGGAGACUGCCGAACCGAUCACUGAACCACGACAACAAACAGAUCCAGUCUGCACCACAGGAGACUGCCGAACCGAUCACUGAACCACGACAACAAAUAGAUCCAGUCUGCAAACCUACUCUUCCCUCUGGGGGUCAAAAGCAAAGAACAAAUCGCGAGAUUCAAGAGAACAGCAAAGGAAGUGGAUCCAGAAAGACAUUGGAGUUUGGACAGUAACAGAGAAUGUGCUCACGACAUUUUCUUUAUUGGUUCGUGAUGAAGCAAGUUUGUAUUGCCAACCUUAAAAUUAGGCCAUAUUAUACUCCUAUCUACUAGUGUAUAUGAUGGUGGGAUACGCUCUCGAUAGAACUUCCCUGUUUCUGGUUCUUAGCACAGAGAAGCAUUCCAUAUCCCACCCUACCCCUAAAGCCGAAUUAAACAGAGACUUAUAUAUACUGUUGAGCUGACUUUGAAUGAAGCCCAUUGAGUUUUUAUUUACUUUUUCUA